Messenger RNA from Poecile atricapillus (Black-capped chickadee), 4796 nucleotides. It is a transcript of the gene PLEKHN1, whose product is annotated as pleckstrin homology domain containing N1. The record is from RefSeq and is a predicted model, not a curated record. Lineage: Eukaryota; Metazoa; Chordata; Aves; Passeriformes; Paridae. Gene Ontology annotation, biological process: response to hypoxia; positive regulation of apoptotic process; 3'-UTR-mediated mRNA destabilization. Gene Ontology annotation, cellular component: cytoskeleton; mitochondrial membrane. The transcript is spliced from 16 exons. The coding region runs from base 353 to 2026 and encodes 557 amino acids. Gene Ontology annotation, molecular function: phosphatidylserine binding; phosphatidylinositol phosphate binding; cardiolipin binding.
GGACAGCGCUCCGGGAUGGGCUCCGCUGCGGCCGCAGCUCGGAGCCGCCGGAGCCUCGGGAAUUGCGGCUGGCUCGGGGUGAAUUCCCUGGGAACAGGCUCCCGGCGGCUUCAGGAGCUCCUUCCGAAGGAAACCCUCGCUGAAGAAGGAACAAAAUGGCAAGAAAAAGCUGCCCAGCUUUUUUGGGAUAGACGGAGGCCAGGAAAGAGACACGACCACGGACAAAAUCCUGCAGUAUAUUCCAGCCAAGAUUAUUCAGAAGCAGGAAAACCAGAAGGAAAACUUGGACCAGAGGUUCCCCAGCCUGUUCAAGAAGGGCCGAAGGAAAACGAUUGUCAGGAAUUUGGGCAAAAUGAUUUAUUACUCCAAGGUCAAGUUUAAGUUCCAGCACUGCCAGGAGGUCAACCACUGCUUCCUGGAGCUGUUCCAGUCCUACCUGUACUUCCAGUCCACGGGUCCCAAUGGCCUCACCUACCAGGGGCUGCUGCCUCUGAAGGAGCUGGAGGUGCAGGAGCUGGGGGCUGGGCAGAGCCCCGGGCAGCAGGAGCACGCUUUCCACAUCUCAGGGCCUCUGCUGAACCCCCUGGUCGUGUUCUGCCCCUCGGAGGCUGAGCUGAAGCAGUGGCUCUACCACCUGGAGAAGCAGAUCCAGCUCUGUGGAGGGGGCCUGGCCUUGCCCCUGCUGUCCCAGAGCGGCUGGACACCGAGCACCGGUGACAAGGAGGAGCUGCGCUGGUCCGUGCAGAACCUGCCCGUGCAGGAAUGGAGAGGAACCCAGCGGGAAUCCCUGGGAGAAAUCCUCUGUGUCUCCAAGGUGAAGCUCCAGCACCUGCCCUUCCAGGAGCAGCAUGACCGGCUCCUGGUGCUCUACCCCUCCACGCUGGUGAUCGUGUCCGAGGAGCCCGAUGGCCUCUGUUUCAAGGGAGAGCUCCCACUCAACGCCAUCCAGGUGCUGUUCGAGGAGAACGACAAAAGCUCCUUUUUGAUCGAAGGCCGACUGAUCAACUCCAUCCGGGUGACCUGUCGCAGCUACCAGGACUACCAGGAGUGGCUCUACUGCCUGAAAACCGCGCAGUUCCGAAACGCAGACUCCUCCCUCUCGGGCUCCGAGAGCUUCUCGGGGCCAAAGCCGCCGCUCCCCGGGCAGUUCCCCAGCAGUGGCAGAGGGUCCCUCAGCUCGGAAGGCCGGACGAACUCGUGGGCGUCGGGAGGGAGGGUGACCACGCUGCCGCAGCUGUCCCAGGCCAGCGGCUCCCUGCCCGACGGCCACUCCUUCCUGCUGGCCACCGAGGGCCGGCUGCUGGAGGAGCCGCUGGCCCCUGGCUACUCCCAGCCCCUCCAUAGCCUGGCACAGCCCAGCUGGCCCAGCUCAGCGCUGUCCACGCAGGAGCUGCGCAGGGGGAACAGCGCCAGGAAAUCCAAGGGCAAGAGCAGCGGGCAGCAGCUGCCCAGCCAGGAGCCAGCCAGGAGCAUCUGCAGCCUCGUGUCCCAAAGCCCCGUGGCAGAAAUGCAGUCCCCGGUGUACCAGGAGCCCUACUCAGCACACGGCUCCCAGCUGGAGCUGGGCAGGCUCCUGCGAUGUCGCGGGCAGCCGGGAGCGGCCCCGGGGAGCGCAGGGCUCGUCCCCGGGCAGCAGCAGCCGCUGUCCCCGCAGCGGUGGCACUGCCAGCCCCGGCCAGGACCCACGGCCACCGGCGACAGCAGCCCGGGCACCCCGCGGCACCUGCGGGCACCUGCCCAGGGCUCCUACCUGGGGGAGGUGCGCUCCCUGCCCGAGGCACAGCCGGGCCCUUCCCUGCGGCCCCCAGGUGACAGCUCUGGUCCCCAGGAUGUGGCCGAUGUCCCCUGUCCCUGCCAGGACUCCCUGUCCCAGCACGACUACGCUGAGCUCCAGAGCUUCCAGAGCUUCCAGAGCUUGCAGAGCUUCCAGAGCGACCUGAGCUACGACAACCUGUGGGAGGCUGAGGAGAGGGAGCCGGGCUCGCGCUGCUGCUCCCCGUGUGCCCAGCACAUUUACCACGUCUAGGGCAGCUCCAGCCGGGGAACAGCUCCGGGCUCUAAAUCCCUGGGAUUCACUCUGGGAUCAGGGGCCCAGGGAUGUGAUGGGAACAGCCCUGAGCUCUGAUCCCAGCAGCCUGGCAGCUCCAGGGCUCCAAUCCCUGCCCCAAAUCUGGGAUGAAGGGAAGGGAACAGCCCUGAGCUCUGAUCCCAACAGCCUGGCAGCUCCAGGGAUCCAAUUCCUGCCCCAAAUCUGGGAUGAAGGGAAGGGAACAGCCCUGAGCUCUGAUCCCAACAGCCUGGCAGCUCCAGGGAUCCAAUUCCUGCCCUAAAUCUGGGAUUUGAGGAAGGGAACAGCCCUGAGCUCUGAUCCCAACAGCCUGGCAGCUCCAGGGCUCCAAUUCCUGCCCUAAAUCUGGGAUGAAGGGAAGGGAACAGCCCUGAGCUCUGAUCCCAGCAGCCUGGCAGCUCCAGGACUCCAAUUCCUGCCCUAAAUCUGGGAUGAAGGGAAGGGAACAGCCCUGAGCUCUGAUCCCAACAGCCUGGCAGCUCCAGGGCUCCAAUUCCUGCCCCAAAUCUGGGAUGAAGGGAAGGGAAGAGCCCUGAGCUCUGAUCCCAACAGCCUGGCAGCUCCAGGGCUCCAAUUCCUGCCCUAAAUCUGGGAUGAAGGGAAGAGCCCUGAGCUCUGAUUGCCAUGGCCUCUGAGCUCCAGGGCUCCAAUUCCUGCCCUAAAUCUGGGAUGAAGGGAAGGGAAGAGCCCUGAGCUCUGAUCCCCAUGGCCUGGCAGCUCCAGGGCUCCAAUUCCUGCCCCAAAUCUGGGAUGAAGGGAAGAGCCCUGAGCUCUGAUCCCAGCAGCCUGGCAGCUCCAGGGCUCCAAUUCCUGCCCCAAAUCUGGGAUGAAGGGAAGGGAACAGCCCUGAGCUCUGCUCCUCCAGGCCUGGCACCUCCAGGGCUCCAAUUCCUGCCCUAAAUCUGGGAUUUGAGGAAGGGAAGAGCCCUGAGCUCUGAUCCUCAUGGUCUGGCAGCUCCAGGGCUCCAAUUCCUGCCCUAAAUCUGGGAUGAAAGGAAGGGAAGAGCCCUGAGCUCUGCUCCUCCAGGCCUGGCAGCUCCAGGGCUCCAAUUCCUGCCCUAAAUCUGGGAUGAAGGGAAGGGAACAGCCCUGAGCUCUGAUCCCCAUGGCCUGGCAGCUCCAGGGCUCCAAUUCCUGCCCUAAAUCUGGGAUGAAGGGAAGGGAACAGCCCUGAGCUCUGAUCCCCAUGGCCUGGCAGCUCCAGGGCUCCAAUUCCUGCCCUAAAUCUGGGAUGAAGGGAAGGGAACAGCCCUGAGCUCUGCUCCUCCAGGCCUGGCAGCUCCAGGGCUCCAAUUCCUGCCCUAAAUCCGAGGGUGGGGGCAGAGCACAGCAGCCCCAGGCUCUGUGGGGCUGCAGGAGCAAGAGAGGGCUCAGGGAGAACAGCUUUGCCCCCUGAAAAUGGAGGAGCAGAAAGGGUCAGGCUCCCUCAGGUGAAAGGGACUCGGUGUCCAGAGGGAGCAGCCACUCAAAAACCAAAGAGGAGCCUGGAUUAGUUGGGUUCUUCUCCCCAGAGCCCGCAGCUGGUCCCUCUGAGCAGCCAAAGCUUCACCAGUGAGCUCUGGAGGCUCAGGACAUUCCCCACCCUGGCACACAGGGCUGGCAGCUCCCAGGAUUGUCCUCCUGCACCAUCAGAGGCAGCAGAGAGGGGAUGGAGGGGGAAAAUCCCCGACCAGAUCCGAGCACAGUGGGAUUUCCCUUCCACUUUAUGCCAGCAAAAUUCCUUCCUGCCGGUGCCACCAAACCUGGUGCCAGUAAAAAUGCCAGGUGAUCUGUGCUCCCUGAGGUCCUCCCUGCAGAGGAAACCCCAAAUUCCCCUCAGGGGAUCCCUCCCAGCCUCUCUGGGCUCACCCCAAACGCUGCCUGUGGAAAUUCCCUGCAGGAGAAACUCCGGGAUGGGCAAAGCCCCGCAGACAGAGCAGUGCCAGGGGAGCUGGCAUGUCCCUGAUGUCCCUCUGGGCCCCCCCAGAGCCAGGACAGGGCACAAACAAGGGACAGAAUCUCAGGGUUAUGAUUUUCCAGCCUCUUAGGCCAGAUCCUUUAGAAGGUCAGCAGCAAAUCCCAAUGUUUUCACCUGAGGCUCUAAAUUCUUAACCUUUGUUCCCUGCAGAGGCUGCAAAUCAAACACAGCAACAAAACCUCUGCUUUGGUUCUUCCUCUGCUGCAACCACAACAAUUUGUACUUGAAUAUCUCUGGUUGUAUUUUCUUUUUCUUUUUCUUUUUUUUUUAGGAGGUAUCCAACAAAGUUUACAUGUAAAGUCUGAGUGGGUUCUGUGUAUUUAAAUGUAAAUGUGGCUGAGUUGAAGAGCUAUUUAAUUUUCUAGCUGUGGCUGGUGUUCAGUUCUGUAAAAGGGGCACGCUCAGGGCCGUGUGGUCUCGGGUCUUGGAGCUGUUGUUGUUUUCUUUCAGGUUUGCUCUGUUUUGGGGAGAGGAUUUGUAGCUGAUAACCCCCCAAAGAUCUAUUUAUUCUGAACAAAACCGUGCUAGGAGACAUCUCAAAUGCCCUGGGAGGUCCCCAUGCCCCUGAGUGAGCACUCUGAGGGUCACCAUCAUAUUUUAAUGCCCUUACAACAGCAAUGAUCAAAGGGGGAGAUCCCUUUUCUGUUGAUAUUAAAGUUCCUCGUGGAUUUCUGUGAGAUUGGACAAUCCCAAUGCCAUCCCCUGGCAUCAUUUCCCUCUCUUUGCCAUCCUCUGCUUUGAUGGAGGUGAAUUUUUGCCCAUCACCGCUGC